CUAAAUUAAACGUCGAUUGAAGAUGGCGCAUGAGACUUGGGUCUUCAGGUCUCGGUCUUGGUUGCCCUUCGAAAUUGCUGAUAUUGUGGCAGUAUGGCACGAAUAUCGAAUACCGAUCCUCCUCUCGACAUUUACACUCCUUAUGAUCUUCCGGACUGUGUUGCACCUGCGAUCGCCCAGAGAGAGAAUCUUCUAUACUCCGCAAAUUUCCCCGCCAUUGCCAACAGAGAAAGUAAGGCUGCUAGACGACAAGAGGGUCAAUGGAGAGAAGAAUCCUAGGCGCAUUGUGGGAGGGUUGAAGAAGAGGAAAUCUUCAGAGGAUGCUGCACAAUCUGGAGUUCGAAAGAUCCAAGUCCUGGUCUUCUUUUCCUCCUUGACUGGAGCUACCGAGAAGACAGCGACGGCCUUCACGGAAGACCUUGCUAAAAGCACCAAGAACCUGGAAGAUUCAGCAACCACGUUUCCCGAACCUCAAUUACUUGAUCUAUCAUAUAUUGAUUAUGACGACUAUUUCAUCACGCCUCCGAAAGGCGAAGGAGGAACUCAAUUCUUCUAUUUACUUCUCCUACCAACAUAUAAUAUCGACACAGUCCUCGACAAUUUCCUUGAGCAUUUACAAGAAACACAUAAUGAUUUUAGGAUAGAUACAGCACCAUUAUCUCGACUUUUGGGGUAUUCGGUCUUUGGAUUUGGGGAUAGGGAAGGAUGGCCAACAGAGGAAGAAGGAUUUUGCUCGCAGGCAAGAGAUGUGGAUAAGUGGAUGGCUAAGCUGACAGGAAGGAAAAGAGCUUUCCCAUUGGGAAUGGGAGAUUCGAAGAUGAAUGCUGCAGAGCGCUUGCGAGAGUGGAUGGAAGGUGUAGGAGAUGUCCUGGGGCAUAUUGCCCGGACUGGAGGACUAGGUGAAGGAGUUGUUGGAAGUGGAGAUGCAGUAGAAAGUGAUCUAGAGGACCUGGACGAAGAGGACGAAGUUCUGUUUGACGAGCAAAAAAUUGCUCAAGGGAAGACGAAACUUCAAAAGAACGAUGUGCUGAACGAUUUAGAAGACAUCGGCAGCACAUUAAACAAAUCAUCAGUUGAUCCCUCGGAACCUCUGGAGGUAGAUUUCACAUCUUACUCCAAGAAAACUCGACCCACACCACCACCAACUGUCAAAGAAAUGGUCCCCAAGAACUCGCCUACCUACAAUGCUCUCACAAAGCAAGGCUACUCCAUUGUCGGCUCUCAUUCUGGCGUCAAAAUCUGCCGCUGGACCAAAUCCGCUCUCCGUGGCCGAGGCUCCUGUUAUAAAUUCUCCUUCUACGGCAUCGCCUCCCACCAGUGCAUGGAAACCACACCCUCCCUCUCCUGCUCCAACAAAUGCGUCUUCUGCUGGCGGCACGGCACCAACCCCGUCGGCACAACUUGGCGCUGGGUUGUCGACCCGCCCGACCUGAUCUUUGCCGGCGUAAAAACAGGCCACUACCAAAAGAUCAAAAUGAUGCGCGGCGUGCCAGGUGUCCGAGCUGAGCGUUUCGCUGAAGCUAUGAGGAUUAGGCACUGUGCUCUCAGUCUAGUAGGAGAGCCGAUCUUCUACCCUCAUAUUAAUGAGUUCACUGCUAUGUUGCACGCGGAGCACAUCUCCUCAUUCUUGGUCUGCAAUGCACAACAUCCAGACCAACUCGCUACCUUGAAACCAGUUACACAGUUAUACGUCUCCAUCGAUGCCUCCAACAAAGAAUCACUGCGGAAGAUUGACAGACCGCUGCACAGAGAUUUCUGGGAGCGCUUCAACCGCUGUCUCGACAUCCUACGCGAACGGAGGUUCGAGCAAAGAACUGUUUUCCGGCUCACUUUAGUAAAAGGAUUUAACAUCGAAGAUGAAGCCGAAGGCUAUGCUGCCUUGGUGGAGAAGGGAUUACCCUGCUUCGUAGAAGUAAAAGGCGUUACCUACUGCGGUACAUCCUCUUCCGCCGGCGCCGGCUUGACAAUGCAAAACGUGCCUUUCUACGAAGAAGUGUGUGCCUUCGUCCUCGCUCUCAACACCGCUCUCGCCAAACGCGGACUUGAGUAUGGCAUAGCGGCGGAACAUGCACAUAGUUGCUGUAUCCUGAUUGCGAGUCAGAGAUUCAGGAAAGAAGGGAAAUGGCACACGAGGAUUGAUUAUGAGAGAUUUUUCGAGUGCUUGGAGAGUAGGCAACCCUUUAGGCCGGAGGAUUAUAUGGGGCCUGAGACGCCGGAGUGGGCUACGUGGGGAAAUGGCGGGUUUGAUCCGAGGGAUGAAAGGGUGUUCAGAAAGGGGAAGAAUAAGGUUGCGUUGACGGAGAGUCAGGGAGAGGUGAUGGGUGAGUAGCGUACUUUAAAACCAUUUUAGGAAUCGAAGGGAAGGAUCAAAGAGCAUUUAUUCUGAGGGCAACAACUUUUGUGUAAUUCUUGAUGCCAAGAGAGCAAAAUAAGGAUCUGUAAGGCCAACACCCGCAAUGCAGCAAAAUUAUCAUCAUCAUCAAAGACGUCCAUGAGCGCUAAUACGCCUUCCCGUGUGUGAACUCCGUUCUCCCAAAGUAAAACCAGGGCUAGAGAGCCAAAAGAACAAAAUGUAUGUCUAGCUCUUAACCAGUGGCAGUUCCAGAAGGCUCACCCUCCUUCUCCAACCUCUCCCUCUGCACCAUAACCCUCUCAUUACAAAUAUC
Molecule: messenger RNA, 2666 nt
Organism: Hyaloscypha bicolor E
Lineage: Eukaryota; Fungi; Ascomycota; Leotiomycetes; Helotiales; Hyaloscyphaceae
Exons: 2
Coding region: 23-2329 (768 amino acids)
Biological process (GO): wybutosine biosynthetic process
Molecular function (GO): 4 iron, 4 sulfur cluster binding; FMN binding; catalytic activity
Source: RefSeq, a predicted model, not a curated record